CGCGCGCGCCGGCAGUUCGGCCACGUCCCUGGCCACGUCGCGCCCGCUCUCGCCAUCUUCGCCGCUUCUUCUCAGGGGCCGCCGCAGCUGCCUGAGCCGCCGAGCGUGGGGCCGCCGCGCCGACCGCCGCCGCCAUGAACAUCUUCCGGCUGACGGGGGACCUGUCCCACCUGGCGGCCAUCGUCAUCCUGCUGCUGAAGAUCUGGAAGACGCGCUCCUGCGCUGGUAUUUCUGGGAAAAGCCAGCUUCUGUUUGCACUGGUCUUCACAACUCGUUACCUGGAUCUUUUUACUUCAUUUAUUUCAUUAUAUAACACAUCUAUGAAGCUCAUCUACAUUGCCUGCUCCUAUGCCACAGUGUACCUGAUCUACAUGAAAUUUAAGGCAACCUAUGAUGGAAAUCAUGAUACCUUUCGAGUGGAAUUUCUGGUGGUCCCUGUGGGAGGCCUCUCAUUUCUAGUCAAUCAUGACUUCUCUCCUCUUGAGAUUCUGUGGACCUUCUCCAUCUACCUGGAGUCGGUGGCUAUCCUGCCACAGCUCUUCAUGAUCAGCAAGACCGGGGAGGCGGAGACCAUCACCACCCACUACCUGUUCUUCCUGGGCCUCUACCGCGCCCUGUACCUCGUCAACUGGAUCUGGCGCUUCUACUUCGAGGGCUUCUUCGACCUCAUUGCUGUGGUGGCCGGCGUUGUCCAGACCAUCCUGUACUGCGACUUCUUCUACUUGUACAUCACGAAAGUACUCAAGGGAAAGAAGCUCAGUCUGCCAGCGUAAGUGCCAAAGACCAUCAGCAGCCUCUGUCCUUCAGGGUGCUCGGACGGAAUUCUUACCACAGCAAAGGCACAAGAUGCUUGAGACGGAAAACCAGAAACUUAACUCUUUUGUUGCAGAUAGUCAUCAGUGGCUCUGUAAGAACCCAGAGGGAAAGAACCAGAAGGUUUCUGUUUAAUGCAUCUUGCCUUAUCUUUUUUUAUUACUAUGUACAAAGAUUUUUUUACACAAAGAAACAAUGCUGUAUUAAUAAAUUCAGUGUGUAGCUUCAAUUGGGGUAGUUCUAAAAGUGAAGAUUUUGUGAGGAAUAAGUGCAAACUUUUUUUUUUUUAAUUCUUUGAAAUUGUUGAUUCCUUGUAUCUGCAAUGAAAUUGUGCUCCUUGACAGCUGGAAGGUUAUGUAUCUUCCAUCUCUCAAACUGCAUUCCACUAUAUUUAUUUUUUUGCCAAAAGAUGAAUUAUCUUUGUUUGAAAUCUGAGAUAGUAUGUCCGAUUUGGUACAUCUGUUCAAAUUUCUUCUCACCUGACGUGGAAAUCCUUCUUUGGAUGUCACAACACUACAUUUAAGGCUGGUAAGGAUGACUUGCAAGUCUUAGGUUUUUCAUUACCGAAAUUUUAAGAUUCUGAAUGUAGAUGGAGUCUCAGUUAAGAGUCACCAAAGGUGCCUGCCCUCCUCCCCUACUGAGAAGUGUCAGUUUGAGACUGUCCCAGUGGUGUCAAAGAACUCGGUGGGCAGGGGCUUUGGGCUGCUUGCCAUCUCAGUGUGUGUGUGGGAGACACUGAUGAUUAUUUUGGAUCUAGGACUCCUCUGAGGAAUGGAACGUUACCUGUCAUUUUAACUUAAAAUUCCAGAAGAUUACUACAAGCAUGUCCAUGCUCAGAUUCAGGCUGUUUUCCAUAUUACUCUUGGACAGUAAAAUGAUUUCCUUUAUUUUAAUUGGCAGCACCAAUUGCCAUUCCUUUUAUUCUUACUUUUUUAAUUUUUUGUUGUUUUUAUUGAGCUCUUGCAUGAUUUAUCUUGUGUUACCAUCCUAAAUAAACAUUUUAUUAAACGUAGAAUAAAUUGUCUUUUUUUAACGAAUUAGGCUUUUGGAACAUCCUACAUCAGGAUGGGUUUUUCUUCAGUUGGCAACAAGAGCUCUGUAUAGGGCUGCAGACAUUUGUCCUCCACAUAGUAAUCUAAAACUUUCUGCGUUUUGUGGAAAAUUGGAAUUUUCCUCCUGAUUUUGCCAUUAAAUUAAUUUGCAGUGUUUUUUUGAUUUAUGCAAAAGCAUAUGACUUUGUUUUUAUGUGAUGCACCAUUGUUAAAGUGUUGAAUACUAACAGUGCUUACUACAAGAAGGAUGUAGUAUUUUUGCUUGCUACAUUAAAAUAUCUUGUGGAGGAA
Molecule: messenger RNA, 2156 nt
Organism: Vicugna pacos (alpaca)
Lineage: Eukaryota; Metazoa; Chordata; Mammalia; Artiodactyla; Camelidae
Gene: KDELR2
Product: KDEL endoplasmic reticulum protein retention receptor 2
Biological process (GO): protein retention in ER lumen
Cellular component (GO): membrane
Molecular function (GO): ER lumen protein retrieval receptor activity
Source: RefSeq, a predicted model, not a curated record